UUUGACAAGGAAAGGGCAUAUGCUACGUUUAUAAGACACUACAUUAUGGAAUUGAUUUAAUUUACUUUGUUAAGAUGAAUUAUACCUCUCUAUAAUAAUACUCUUGUAAGUCCAAAACAAAACCCAAAUUCUGAUCUGGGUUAUAUAAGCCCAAGCCCAAUUAAAAAUAUCUGAUCCCAGUAAGAAACUGAGAUGCAGUUGACAAAAAAAACAUAUCUGUUGGAAAAAAUCAAACAAGUCAUUAGUUCCAACGGACUAUAGCUACACCACCGGAAUAUCCACAAUUCCACAUAAACUAUUAUUAGCUGUAUAUGUAUUAUUCUAAUUUCUCAAACCACAAAAAAAUUAUAUCUUAUAAUCAUACUAUUAUAUUAAUCUUCGCCUAAGCGAAAAACAAAUUAAAGGAGUACAAUAAAUCUCAAAGUUUUCAACAUUCCUCGAUUUCAUAGAAUUUGGCUCUACCAACUAAAAAGAGUCAUAUAAGACGACGAUGUCACGAGACAGCUCCACCAUCCUCCUCCGUCUCCUCCUCCUCACCGCCGUCGUAACCGCUCUCGCCUUGGACAAUGAUGAUGACAUGUGCGUGUUCACGGUUUACAUACGAACCGGUACGGUAUGGAAAGCCGGUACAGACUCCGUCAUGAGCCUCCGUCUUUACGACAGUUACGGUCGAGACGCGGUUAUCUCCGAUUUGGUGUCAUGGGGAGGUUUAAUGGGUCCGUUUCAUGACUAUUUUGAGAGGGGCAAUCUCGACAUUUUCAGUGGUUUAGGUUCUUGUCUCUCAGGUCCAGUUUGUGCAAUGAAUUUGACAUCCGAUGGCUCUGGUGAUCAUCACGGUUGGUAUUGUAAUUACGUGGAAGUGACGAUGAGUGAGAGCCGUCGGAGAAGUUGUUCUCAGGAGAAGUUUGAAGUGGAGCAAUGGCUGGCUCGUGAUGCUUCGCCGUAUGAGCUGUCAGCGAUUAGAAAUCAUUGUUCGGACUCGGUCAAGAAUCGGCGAGUCGUUAUUCCCACGAUGUAAUGGGAGAUUAUUUAUUUAUAAAUUUGGUGGUCAAAAUGUGAUGUUACCGUGUGUGAUUGAAAAUUUGUGUUUUUUUUUUCUCUAUUAAAAAAAAAAUGAAAACAAAUGUGUUUUUGUGUUACAAUGCUUGACAUUUGAGUAAUCGAUGUAUAUUAUAGCCUUAUAGGAGAA
This is a messenger RNA of Arabidopsis lyrata subsp. lyrata, 1189 nucleotides long. RefSeq names its product PLAT domain-containing protein 3. Gene Ontology annotation, molecular function: protein binding. Lineage: Eukaryota; Viridiplantae; Streptophyta; Magnoliopsida; Brassicales; Brassicaceae. The transcript has 2 exons. The coding region runs from base 491 to 1018 and encodes 175 amino acids. The record is from RefSeq and is a predicted model, not a curated record.